This is a messenger RNA of Camellia sinensis, 1210 nucleotides long. RefSeq names its product ADP-ribosylation factor B1C (gene ARFB1C). The record is from RefSeq and is a predicted model, not a curated record. Gene Ontology annotation, molecular function: GTPase activity; GTP binding. Lineage: Eukaryota; Viridiplantae; Streptophyta; Magnoliopsida; Ericales; Theaceae.
UUGUUUGCAAUCUGCUGAUCUGGAGCUCUGGCUAAAGAUUCCCUAAUAAAAAAUAAAAAAAAAUAAACCUGGAAGAAAUAGAAAGCAACCUGUGACCGGGGCUGAACAAACUCUCUCUCUCUCUCUCUCCGAUCAUCGAAAAUUAAUUGAUUUAUACAUCUGUGCUCUCAUUGUCAAAGAAAAGUUCGAUCGUCGACGCUUGCUCGAGCUCAAUCUGAUCCUUUUAGAGAGAGAGAGAGGCAGAGAAAGUAAUCGCUGAUCAAAAUACGCCAUGGGACAAGCAUUUCGCAAGCUCUUCGAUACCUUCUUCGGCAAUUCUGAGAUGCGGGUUGUGAUGCUUGGCUUGGAUGCUGCUGGUAAAACAACCAUCCUGUACAAACUGCACAUUGGAGAAGUGUUGUCAACUGUUCCUACAAUUGGUUUCAAUGUGGAGAAAGUGCAGUAUAAGAAUGUGGUAUUCACAGUGUGGGAUGUAGGCGGACAAGAGAAAUUAAGGCCACUAUGGAGGCAUUACUUCAAUAACACUGAUGGACUGAUUUAUGUUGUGGACUCUUUGGAUCGAGAGAGAAUCGGAAAAGCAAAACAAGAGUUUCAGGCCAUCAUAAGAGAUCCAUUUAUGCUUAACAGCAUCAUCCUGGUGUUUGCAAACAAACAGGACAUGAAAGGAGCAAUGACACCAAUGGAAGUGUGUGAAGGACUGGGGCUUUAUGAUCUUAAGAACAGAAAAUGGCAUAUACAAGGGACUUGCGCUCUUAAAGGAGACGGACUUUAUGAGGGCUUGGACUGGUUAGCAAGCACUCUCAAGGAGUUAAAAGCCACUGGAUACUCUUCAGUGGGCACUUCAUCAUUCUAAUUAACCUGGCUUACUCGAAGCCCUGAUUUUGCGGAUGAGCUGAAGACCAACGGCGACAAUCUACAACUUUAGAAGCUUGAACGCAAGAUGAUUUUUUUGGGGUUACGUUUGUAAAGCUAUUGAAGUCUAUAAGGUGCUAACUCCUGGCCUUGGUUGGCACUUUAAUCUGUCACAGCCUUCGGUGUAUAUUAGGACAUGCCCCGACCAUUGGGGGUUAAUUAUUAAUUUAGUAAUAGGGGAUUUAUGGAUGCUUUGGAAGUCCCCUAUAAUAUUGUUGACACAUGUUCUAUAAAAAUAGGGGUGAAUUGUAAUUUUGCACUCUCCUUUUUUCUCCCUCUCUCUGACACAACAGAAUUA